AGAUAAGUUGGCUUUCACUCAGAGCCGGGCUGUGAGCUAUUUCUUUGAUGGCUCUGGCUAUGCCUUGGCAAGAAACAUUGAGAGAAGGGGAAGAUUCACCCAGGUGACCCGAUUUGACAUAGAAGUUCGAACACCUACAGACAAUGGAUUGAUCCUGCUGAUGAUUAAUGGGAGUAUGUUCUUCAGCCUAGAGAUGCAUAAUGGAUUCUUGUACCUCCGAUAUGACUUUGGCUUCAGCAAUGGUCCUGUGCUUCUUGAGGACUCCAUGAAGAAGGCUCAGAUUAACGAUGCUAAAUUUCAUGAGAUUUCUAUUAUAUAUCACAAUUAUAAGAAGAUGAUCUUGGUAGUAGACAGGAGACAUAUAAAAAGUGUGGAUAAUGAAAGAACAGCAAUGCCGUUCACAGAUAUCUACAUUGGAGGAGCACCUGCUGAGAUCUUGCACUCCAGCAUUAGUUCACAUCUGGCAGGAAGUAUCGGCUUUAAAGGCUGCAUGAAGGGUUUCCAGUUCCAAAAGAAGGAUUUCAACUUGUUGGAAGAACCAGGAACCCUGGGAAUCAGCUAUGGGUGCCCGGAGGAUUCAUUGAUGUCCCGCAAUGCAUAUUUCAAUGGAGAGAGCUUCAUUGCAUCAAGCCAAAAAGCAUCUCUCUUCACUAAAUUUGAAGGAGGCUUUAAUUUCCGGACAUUGCAGCCCAGUGGGCUCUUGUUUUACUAUUCUGAAGGAUCAGAUGUAUUAUCCAUCUCUAUGGACAGAGGUGCUGUGGUUUUAAAUGCAAGUGGAACCAAAAUUCAAUCACCAGACCGAAAUUACAAUGAUGGAAAAACACACUUCAUCAUUACUUCUGUCACCCCAGAGAGGUAUGAGCUGACUGUUGAUGACAAGAAACAAAGCAAGAAGAACCCAGCAAAGGACAGAGCAGGGAAAAGCCCAGACAGUGUCAAGAAGUUUUAUUUUGGUGGCUCUCCCCUCAGAACACAGCAAGCCAACUUCACUGGCUGCAUAAGCAAUGCUUACUUCACUAGAUUGGAUCAAGAGGUUGAAGUGGAAGAUUUCCAGAAGUACACUGAGAAAGUUCAGGCAUCUUUGUAUGGAUGCCCUGUUGAAUCUCCUCCAGUUGCUCUUCUCCAUAAGAAAGGAAAAAACUCAUCAAAAGCCAAAGGAAACCGUAAUAAAAAGGUGGGAAGAGAUAAAGACAAGAUUUCACAGCCUACAACUGGCCUCAAAAAACUGUAUCAAGUGAACAUGCAAAGAGACCCUCAGUGCCACUUGCCCAUGAAUCCCAAGGCAACCAAAGAUGCAUAUCAGUUUGGAGGAACAGCAAACAGCCGGCAAGAAUUUGAUUACAUACCAAAGGAUUUCAGUCAAAGAGCCCAGUUCUCUAUCAGUCUGAAAACUCAUUCAUCUCAUGGAAUGAUCUUCUAUGUUUCGGAUCAAAAAGAGACCAACUUCAUGGCACUUUUUGUUGCUCAUGGCCGACUCGUUUUUAUGUUUAAUGCUGGUCAUCAGAAGAUAAGGAUUAAGAGCCAGGAGAAAUACAAUGAUGGUCUGUGGCACAAUGUGAUAUUUAUUAGAAGCAAAAAUAUUGGUCGGCUGAUAAUUGAUGGUCUUCGAGUACUGGAAGAAUCUUUUGGUGGUAAUGCCAAUACUUGGCAAGUCACUGAACCACUCUAUAUUGGAGGUGUAGCUCCUGGAAAAGCUGUAAAAAAUAUCCAGAUUAACUCUGUCUACAGUUUUAGUGGUUGUCUCAGCAACUUACAGCUCAAUGGAAGAUCAAUUACUUCAGCUUCGCAGACAUUUAGUGUAACACCUUGCUUUGAAGGCCCAUCAGAAGCAGGAACAUACUUCUCAUCAGAAGGAGGAUAUGUCGUCCUUGAUGAAUCCUUCAGUUUAGGCCUGAAAUUUGAAGUUGUUUUUGAAAUACGUCCCCGAAGCAGCUCAGGAAUUCUACUGCAUGGCCACAGCGUGAAUGGAGAGUACCUGAACAUGCACAUGAGAAAUGGACAGGUUACUGUGAAACUGAAUAAUGGAAUCAGGGAUUUUUCAACUUCAGUGACACUGAAACAGAGUCUAUGUGAUGGCAGGUGGCAUCGAAUUGCAGUUAUUCGAGAUGCUAAUGUGGUGCAGCUGGAUGUAGACUCUGAAGUCAACCACGUGGUAGGGCCACUUAAUCCAAAAGCAAUUGACCACAGGGAACCAGUGUUUAUUGGAGGUGUACCAGAGUCUCUGCUAACAUCCAGCCUGACUACACGCAAUUCCUUCACUGGCUGCAUCCGUAACUUCAUGAUUGAUGAAAAGCCAGUAAGUUUUAGUAAAGCAGCUUUGGUUAGUGGUGCUGUAAGCAUCAAUACCUGUCCAGCAGCCUGAUAGUGCACUGCAUCAAUCCUGUAAAGUUCUUUAGACCACAGAAGGAACAAGAGAAGAAAAGAAACCAUGCUCAACAAGAGAAGAAGAAUGAAAAUAUCACGGAAAGCAACUUGCUUAAGCAUCACUUCUAACAUUUAUGUGCAAACAGAAAUCACUGAAUAAAGGGCUGUUGCUUCUGCACUUCUCUUACUAUACCAC
This is a messenger RNA of Acanthisitta chloris (rifleman), 2560 nucleotides long. RefSeq names its product laminin subunit alpha-4-like. The annotation marks the transcript as partial. The record is from RefSeq and is a predicted model, not a curated record. NCBI's taxonomy places the organism in Eukaryota, Metazoa, Chordata, Aves, Passeriformes, Acanthisittidae. The transcript is spliced from 16 exons.